Molecule: messenger RNA, 922 nt
Organism: Periconia digitata
Lineage: Eukaryota; Fungi; Ascomycota; Dothideomycetes; Pleosporales; Periconiaceae
Source: the annotation of a GenBank genome assembly
AUGCGCGUGGCUUAAUGUGUUCACAUGACUUUUGACCUCGACGUUGCGAUUGACAUUGGCUGGCUCCAUACUAUUUGAAGCAUCCACUCCCGAUUUUUCUUCUUCGCUGCCUGUUCCCCCCCGUCCCGCUUGUGAAGUCGUGAUGACAACCCCGCCAGCCCCACCCCCAGAGCAAACAGCAGCGCGCACACCUCUCUCAUUCAAUGAGCUCGCCGACGCCCGCAAAAUAGAAGUCUAUGGCAUCGAUGGCAAAUCUCUCACGCUGGGCGAAUUAAUAAAUGGCAAAAGAAGCGUCUUGAUUUUCACGCGCCAUUUUUGGUGCGUGAACUGUCAAGCCUACGUCCGGGCUAUAAGCGAGUCCAUCCCCCCUUCGAAGCUGCCCCAAAACACUCAGAUAAUCUUCAUAAGCAACGGCUCCUACCAGCCCAUCAAAUCCUACGCCACUAUUACUUCCUCUGCCUACCCCAUCUACACCGACCCCACAUGCCGCUUACACUCCAUACUGAAGUUCAACUCUGCAUUAAAAGAGGCAAGUAGUACAGACGAGAAGAGAGACUACAUGCGUAAUGCAGGGAGCACGAUGGGUAGGGUUUUUGGAGGGAUCAAAGUGGCGUUAGGUCAGUUGGAGCACACGGCUUACAUUGGACCGAAGAGCUUGAAUGGUGGUGAGGUUAUUAUUUCUGCCGAUGGCGAGUGUGAAUUUAUCUAUCGCAUGCAGAACACGACGGACCAUAUCAACGUUUCGGAGUUGGUCAAGCUGGUGGGGGUGGAGGGUGGACAGAUGUAGACAUUAUUUUAUCUUGUUCCUAUCUUGCUGUCGUGACUGUCCUUUGAGAACUUGAAUUACCAAGUGAUUCCAUACCUGCAAUCCAAUCCUUAUCAACGCUUCCGUCUUAGUAGCAUAUAUUUUGCAACUUCAAUC